Messenger RNA from Paramecium primaurelia, 1028 nucleotides. The record is from the annotation of a GenBank genome assembly. Lineage: Eukaryota; Ciliophora; Oligohymenophorea; Peniculida; Parameciidae.
AUGAUGUAAAGAGAAAGAUGUAUGACUAAAAUCCUAAUAAAAUUAUAUAUAUAAAGAAAAGGAUUACAAUAUUGUCACCACAAGAUGCUACAGAAGUCAAAUUAUUUAGGGAGGAGAAUUAUAAUAUAAUAAUUGGAGAAAGAAUAUUGAAAAUAGUCCUCUUGAUUUGAGUAUGGGUUAUUAAAGUUUACGUAAUACUCAAUGUAGUUAUUGUACUUUGUUGAAUGGUUAUCCAAGACAUUUUGGUUAUAUUCCAUUAUAAUUGCCAAUUUAUUAUUUGAGUUUUUUACUCAUGUUGUAAAUUGUUUGAAAUGUUUGUGUUAUGUAUGUGAUUAUAAAGAAGUCUUUAAAAAUGUUGCUAAGUAAGAUUGACAUUAAAAGAGACAAAUAUAUUAAUAUAAGCAAUGUUACAUUGUGUUUAAAAACACCAUCUUAUAACAUAUAAUUAAAGAUUUUCAAGAAGGUUCUAAAGGAAUAUUGAUCAAAUCAAUAAUAUCCUCAUUGCCUUUUUUGAAUAGAUUGGGAAUGCAAAGAAAUUAAGUAAAGUUGAUGCAAGUAUGAUUCUAUUAGAAAAUAUGGAUAUUAAUGCAUUUUAUGCUUGGAAUCUAAAAACAGCAUUAUAUCUUGCUUUGUAUUAAUUAAAUGAGUAAUUUGAUCUACUCAUUUCAAUUAUACCUGCUCCUCAAGCAAAAUGCUAAGUAAAACAAUAAAUGCAGAUAUAGGAUGAAUUAAAAAUGAAUUUGAAAAUUAUACUUUAUCAUAAUGAUUUGGAAUAGAAAUAAACAAAGGAAGGGAAGGAUGGAAUUUCAAUUCUAAAAAUAAAAUUGUUAACAUAAACACAUUAUUUUCAUUAUUUCAAUAGAGAAACACUUUGUUUACCACAAUUCUCAAGCCAAGAUGAAAAGGUCGAUUAUGCAAUUUAUCAAAGACUUAAAGGUAAGAGAGGAAGACUAAGAGGUAGUUUAUCUUGUAAAAGAGCAGAAAUUACAGCACGUUCAAUAAUCUCACCAGAUCUUAAUUUAGGAUGA